This is a messenger RNA of Choloepus didactylus (southern two-toed sloth), 4817 nucleotides long. RefSeq names its product mutS homolog 3 (gene MSH3). NCBI's taxonomy places the organism in Eukaryota, Metazoa, Chordata, Mammalia, Pilosa, Megalonychidae. Gene Ontology annotation, molecular function: ATP-dependent DNA damage sensor activity; ATP binding; mismatched DNA binding. The transcript is spliced from 24 exons. The record is from RefSeq and is a predicted model, not a curated record. Gene Ontology annotation, cellular component: nucleus. Gene Ontology annotation, biological process: somatic recombination of immunoglobulin gene segments; mitotic recombination; mismatch repair. The coding region runs from base 89 to 3466 and encodes 1125 amino acids.
GCUCGCGCCCGUGGACGCCGGGGAACUGCUGCCGCGGGCUCGCGCUCCCGCGUGGGCCUUGCCUUCGGGCUACAGUUCCCGGCCUGAAAUGAAGCGCCGGAAGCUUGCGUCUGGCGGCGCCGGUGCUGCCGGCCCAGCCCCUGCAAGCCAAGCGGUUUUGAGCAGAUUUUUCCAGUCUACGGGAAUCCUGAAAUCCACCUCCUCUCCUACGGGUGCAGCCAGGAAGGCGGACCCUGACACCGCAGCGCCCACAGCGUCCUCUUUCCCGCCUCAGUUGCCGCUGCGCGUGGCUGCAGAUAGAGACAGAAGUAAAAAGAGAUCUUUGACGAAUGAUGGACCUGUUAAAAAGAAAGCAAAGAAAGUCCAAGAAAAGGAAGGAGGGAGUGAUUUGGUAACACCUGGGAACCCUGAGCCAAAGAAAUGUCGGAGGACCAGGAUUGUUUUAAAGUCUCUGGAAAAAUUGAAAGCAUUCUGCUGCGAUUCUGCCCCUACUCAAAACAGAGUUCAGACAGAGCCUCUUCAGGAGAGAUUUGCAGUUUUGCCAAAAUGUACUGAUUUUGACGAUAUCGAUCUUCUACGUGCGAAGAAUGCAGUUUCUUCUGAAGAUUCCAAAUCUCAAAUUAAUCAAAAGGACAAGACACUUUUUGACCUCGGUCAUUUUGGAUCAUCACAUGGGAAUCAUGAGAAUGUACAGAAAUCUGAUCCUAAACCAUCUAACAAACGGACCAAAAGCAUCUACACACCCUUAGAAUUACAGUACAUAGAAAUGAAGCAACAAUAUAAAGAUGCUAUUUUGUGUGUGGAAUGUGGAUAUAAGUAUAGAUUCUUUGGGGAAGAUGCAGAGAUUGCAGCCCGGGAGCUCAAUAUUUAUUGCCAUUUAGAUCACAACUUUAUGACAGCAAGUAUACCUGCUCACAGACUGUUUGUUCAUGUACGCCGCCUUGUGGCAAAAGGAUAUAAGGUGGGAGUUGUGAAGCAAACUGAAACUGCAGCACUAAAGGCCAUUGGGGACAACAAAAGUUCACUCUUUUCCCGGAAAUUGACUGCUCUUUAUACAAAAUCUACACUUAUUGGAGAAGAUGUGAAUCCCUUAGUCAAGCUGGAUGAUACUCAAAAUGUUGAAGAGAUAAUAACAGAUACUUCUACCAACUAUCUUCUGUGUAUCUGUGAACAUAAGGAAACUGUUAAGGACAAUAAAAAGGGGAACAUUUUCAUUGGCAUUGUGGGAGUGCAGCCUGCCACAGGUGAGGUUGUGUUUGAUAGUUUCCAGGACUCUACUUCUCGUUUAGAGCUGGAAACCCGGUUAUUGUGCCUGCAGCCGGUGGAGCUGCUGCUUCCUUCAGACUUGUCGGAGCCAACAGAGUUGCUCAUCCACAGAGCAACAGCUGUAAGUGUCCGGGAUGACAGAAUUCGUGUAGAAAGGAUGGAAAACAUUUAUUUUGAAUACAGCUAUGCCUUCCAGGCAGUUACAGAGUUUUAUGCAAAAGAUGAAGUUGACAUUAAAGGUUCUCAGUGUUUUUCUGGCAUCAUAAACUUGGAGAAGCCUGUGAUUUGCUCUUUAGCUGCUGUAAUAAGAUACCUCAAAGAAUUUAACUUGGAAAAGAUGCUCUCCAAACCACAGAAUUUUAAACAGUUGUCAAGUGAAAUGGAAUUUAUGACACUUAAUGGAACAACAUUAAGGAAUCUGGAAAUCCUACAGAAUCAGACUGACAUGAAAACCAAAGGAAGUUUACUUUGGGUUUUAGACCAUACUAAAACUUCAUUUGGGCGACGGAAGUUAAAGAAGUGGGUGACCCAGCCACUCCUUAAAUUAAGGGAAAUAAAUGCCCGGCUUGAUGCUGUAUAUGAAGUUCUCCAUUCAGAAUCUGGUGUGUUUGGUCAGAUAGAAAAUCAUCUACGUAAAUUGCCCGACAUAGAGAGAGGACUCUGUAGCAUUUAUCACAAAAAAUGUUCUACCCAAGAGUUCUUCUUGAUUGUCAAAACCCUUAAUCACCUGAAGUCAGAAUUUCAAGCAUUAAUACCUGCUGUUAAUUCCCAUGUUCAGUCAGAUUGGCUCCAAACAUUUAUUAUAGAAAUUCCGGAACUCCUCAACCCAGUGGAACAUUACUUAAAGAUACUUAAUGAACAAGCUGCCAAAACUGGGGAUAAAACUGAAUUAUUCCAAGACCUUUCUGACUUCCCUUUAAUCAAAAAGAGGAAGGAUGAAAUUCAGGAAGUUAAAGAUAAGAUCCAAAUACAUUUGCAGGACAUAAGAAGAAUACUAAAAAAUCCUUCUACACAAUUUGUGACAGUAUCAGGACAGGAGUUUUUGAUUGAAAUGAAGAACUCUGCUCUAUCUUGUAUACCAGCUGAUUGGGUUAAGGUUGGAAGCACAAAAGCUGUGAGCCGCUUUCACUCUCCUUUUAUUAUAGAAAAUUACAGACAUCUGAAUCAGCUCCGGGAGCAGCUGGUCCUUGACUGCAAUGCUGAAUGGCUAGAUUUUCUAGAGAAUUUCAGUGAACAUUAUCACUCCUUUUGUAAAGCAGUGCAUCACCUAGCAACUAUUGACUGCAUUUUCUCCCUCACCAAGGUCGCUAAGCAAGGAGAAUACUGCAGACCAACUGUACAAGAAGAAAGGAAAAUUAUAAUCAAAAAUGGCCGACACCCUGUAAUUGACAUGUUGCUGGGAGAACAGGAUCAAUAUGUUCCCAAUAGUACCAAUUUGUCAGGGGACUCAGAGAGAGUAAUGAUAAUUACUGGACCAAACAUGGGUGGAAAGAGCUCCUACAUAAAACAAGUUGCGUUGAUUACUAUUAUGGCUCAGAUUGGCUCUUAUGUUCCUGCAGAGGAAGCAACAGUUGGGAUUGUGGACGGCAUUUUCACCAGGAUGGGUGCUGCAGAUAACAUAUGUAAAGGACGGAGUACAUUUAUGGAAGAACUGACUGACACAGCAGAAAUAAUAAGAAAGGCAACAUCACAGUCCUUGGUUAUCUUGGAUGAAUUGGGAAGAGGAACAAGCACCCAUGAUGGAAUCGCCAUUGCUUAUGCUACACUUGAGCAUUUUAUUACAGAUGUGAAAUCUUUGACCCUGUUUGUCACCCAUUAUCCGCCAGUUUGUGAACUAGAAAAAAGUUACUCACAACAGGUGGGAAAUUAUCACAUGGGAUUCUUGGUCAAUGAAGAUGAAAGCAAACAGGAUUCAGGUAAAGAAGAAGAUCAAAUCCCUGACACUGUUACUUUUCUUUAUCAAAUAACUAGAGGAAUUGCAGCAAGAAGUUACGGACUAAAUGUGGCUAAACUAGCAGAUGUUCCUGCAGAAGUAUUAAAGAAAGCAGCUCAUAAAUCAAAAGAGCUUGAAGGAUUAGUAAAUAUGAAAAGGAAAAGACUAAAGUAUUUUGCAAAUUUAUGGAGGAUAAAUGAUGCAAAAGACCUGCAAGAAUGGACAGACGAGUUUGAAAUGGAAGAAAUUACCGACUUCUCCUCCUGAUUAAAACAAAGACUAUGUUUUUGAACAAAAAAAAAAUACAGAAUUAAAAAUACCACCUGAACAAAACAGCUCCCCAGUAACAGCUCAUCUUUGACAUGUGAGCACCACAAAAUCAUGACCAUGGUGCAUCCCCACUGGAAACUGGGAGGGUUGUGUGGAAAGCCAUUGUCAGGGUCCUGUCUCCCUGACUUUUACACAUAUGAACUCUUUUGAAUAUUACCACUUGUGCUAUGUAAUUAGAAAUUUUCAGGUCAGUAAGCUUCACAUAAAAUCAAAACCUAAAUAAAGCCUAAAGUGGUAUAAUAUAAUUUAUGAACUUUUAGAGAGUGGUGUAAAAUUUAACUCAUUUUUAUUUGCUUCAGUUCAGAUGAUUUGCAACUAGAUGAAAUGUCUGGCAGGAAUCUACCUUUUCAUUUUAACUAAAAUGAUUUUGUAAAGCCACCAAUUUAUUCACCAUAAGAAUUUUUAAUAAGAAAUAGAAUUAUCAAGCUUUCAGAAGCUAUAGCAAACAAGGAAUAAGGUAAUAUGAAAUUUGAAAAAUUAAAUAUUGUCACAGUCUUAAGCAGUUCAAAGGUUGUUGGAUAAAAUUGUUUGUCAUUCAUUCAAGUAAUAAACAUUCAAUUAAUACCUACUAUAAAUCAUGAUAUGGCCGGUUAAGUAUUUAAGGUUUUUAAAUAGCUGGCGUUUGUCAGUUUUUAGGUUUACUUAGGCAACCAAAGUUGCUACUCCUACCAGAGCAAUAUGUGGAACUGAAUUUAUUAAUUUUGGACCUUUCUAUUAACUAAUAUCGUGUCUUAGUUUGCCAGGGCUGCUAUGAUAAAUACCGGUCAACAAGUUGGCUUAAAUAACAGGAAUUUAUUGUCUCACAGCUUGGGGGUUAGAAGCCCAAAAUCAAGGUCUCAACAGGUCAUGAUUUCUCCUAGAGUCUGUAAUAUUCUAGUGCUGGUUUGCCACAGUUUUUGGGGUUCUCUGCCUCUGUUACAUGGGGAUCUGCCUUAUUAUCUGGCUUCUUCUGAUAUCUGGUGUGAUGGUUUAAAGCUGUAUGUACCUCAGAAAAGAUUAUGUUCUUUUAAUCCAUUCCUGUGGGUGUGGACCUAUGGUAGAUGGGACCUUUUGAUCAGGUUAUUUCAGUUGAGGCCUUCCCCAGGGUGGGUCUUAAUCCUUGACUACUGGAGUCUUUUAUAAGAGGAUAGAACACAUAAAGAAGCUCACAGGAAAAAUCCCCAGAAGGGUGAGAGAGGACACACAGAAAACAGAGAGGAAGCCACUGAAGCUAGAAGCUGAAAGCAAUGAAACCAGGAGAGAAGGACCAGCAGAUAUCACCAAGUGCCUGCCAUGUGACAGGGGAGCU